Molecule: messenger RNA, 3084 nt
Organism: Macadamia integrifolia
Lineage: Eukaryota; Viridiplantae; Streptophyta; Magnoliopsida; Proteales; Proteaceae
Exons: 7
Coding region: 172-2391 (739 amino acids)
Cellular component (GO): nucleus
Molecular function (GO): zinc ion binding
Source: RefSeq, a predicted model, not a curated record
CCCAAGCCCGGGACAGUCGAUUUAUAGGAGAUUAGUCUCGAACUCUCGAUUAUUGUGGCCCCGUUGGCGACUCAGAGGCUAUAGAGCCUGGAUUUCAUGCCGGUCUCAGGUUACUGAGGAAAAAGAGCGAAGAGCUGCAGCGAAACAGUCGCUUGGACAGAAUCAGAAGCGAUGGCAGAAGAAUCGGAGAAGAGGUUCCACUCGAUAAUGGGCAAGCUCUUCCAUUCUCCGAGACAAAAUCUAACCAGUUCACCUGGAAGCCAACAACCUUUGAGAGGUAAAAAACGUGGGAAUUCGAUGUCUACUUUGUUAAUGGCGGAAUCUAACUCGGAAGGAGUUGUCGGAGGUUCGAAGCGUCAGGUGGUACCUGUUGGGUCAAGGCAAACUCCGUUGUGCAGACCAUGGGAUCGAGGGGAUCUUAUGAGGAGAUUAGCUACAUUCAAGUCGAUGACAUGGUUCGGAAAACCCAAGGUAGUAGCUGCUGUAAACUGUGCCAGGAGAGGUUGGAUUAAUGUAGAGAUGGACAUCAUAGCUUGUGAGUCAUGUGGAGUGCGUCUCCUCUUUUCUACUCCCUCAUCAUGGUCACAGCAGCAAGUUGAAAAGGCAGCGGCAGUGUUCAGCUUGAAGCUGGAUAAUGGACACAAACAACUUUGCCCGUGGAUUAAUAAUGCUUGUGAUGAAUCACUAGCACAGUUUCCACCCAUACCUCCUCCAGCUUUAGUUGAUGCGUACGAAGAACAUUCUUCUGCACUCUUGAGACUUUCAGCUCUUCCCAUGAUUUCACCGUCAACCAUUGAUUACAUGAGAAGCCCUCAGAUGGAUUGCUUUCUGGAGCAAUUGUCAGUGCUGGAAUGUAGUGUUGGGUCUUUUCACAAUUCUAGCAUUGAGUACCUGGACAACAGUGAACCUUCAUCUGCCAGAUUGUAUUUUCAGCACUUCCAGGCACAAAAGCUCAUCAGCUUAUGUGGAUGGGAACCUCGUUCCUUACCUUAUGCUGUGGACUGCAAGGACCAAUCAAAUCAGUCUGCAGAUGAUGUGAAUCUUUUAGAGCCUCCUCCAGGACGUGCAAGUGGACAGAUUCUCAGUGUUACUACCUCUGAUGAGGUCAACAAGGUGGAAGAAAACCCCUUAAUUUUUGGAGGUCACCAGUCAGAUCCAGAUUCUGUUGUUCUGGAAUGCAGGCUUUGUGGUGCCAGAGUUGGAUUAUGGGCUUUCUCUAAAGUUCCACGGCCAUUGGAAAUGUUCAGAUUAAUUGGAUCCUCUGAAGUUAAUGGUCAAAAUGAAUCUGCUAAUGCUGCUGGGAAUGACAUUUGCGGUGCCUCUGUAGCCCCCAAAACCCAUGAAUCAGGCUCGGGAAGUCAUAUUCAGAGUAAAGAGAUGAGCAGUACUAGCUGUGACAGUGCUACAACUUCAAAGGAAAGAUCUUCCAGUUUAAAUUUAAGUAUUGCAGGAGGUCCUCCACCAACGAGACAGAACUUCAGAGCAACAGUUUCUCUGCCUAUUAUCAGCCGACAUCUAAGGGUUGGGUUCUCUUCUAUUUAUGAUGUUAAAGAUCGUGUUUUGCCUAAAAUGUCAUCUAUGGAGCAAGAAAAUGUCAAAUCUGAUUCACAGAAUAAUGAUACAUUUCAGCAGGCAGAAGAUCACAAUGAUACUCUCACUGGACAAUUUUUUCAGCAAGAAGAUGUGGAAGCAUCAAGAGAUGAUAGGAAUGGGGAUCAAACUUCUCUGUCUAAAAUAGAUGAUCAGUCAUUAUGCUUGAUUCAGGGCUCCAGUGAAGUGGAGGGUACAAUUGAUUAUGGGAACAAUGUCGAGGGAUCUUUGGAAGGAAGGGAUUCUGUUGUUUUAGGACUUCAUGCUGUUCAGGCAGCUGGAAUAUCCUGCGACUCCAGGGUUGAAUAUCCAGUAGAGAGUAUGGAUGAUACACCACAAGAUUCAGUUCAAAAUGACGCCUUGCUUGUAGAUGCAGAAAAUACUAGAACCAUCAAUGCAGAAACACAGGUUGGCAAUAUAUUUCAAGUUGGAGAAUGCUGUAUUAAAGCUCCAGAUGCUAGUGGCAGUAUUGGGAAUGGAGAAGUUAACAUCAAUAAUGUCAUUGUUGCUGCCCAGGGGUUUGGAAAAGAUUCAAAGCAGCCACAAGUAGAUGAAGCUUUGAACUUUGAUCCAGUUAGACAACACAGACAUUUUUGCCCCUGGAUUGUGUCAACAGGAAGUGCUGCACCUGGGUGGCAACAAACAUUGUCUGCUUUAGAUUGCAGGAAAGAGCCUUCUCAACCUUUGCUUGCAGAUUCUCCAUCUUUCAUGUCUGAGGCUGAUGAUCCCAUUGUUUCGGUCCGAAAGCUUUUCAUGUCUCCAUCUGCAAAGAGAAUGAAGACUUCUAAUGAAUCAUGCUAGGGUUGUUGAGAACCAGUGAUAGGGUUUGCAAGGUGAGAAGAUGAACAUGGAUCUUCAGAUGUCAGACACAUAAGCUAUAUUGGGAUUUCCAUCAGUGAGCGGGGAUGCAACCUAUGUGGGCCAUUUUGUUGAUAUCACUGAAGGGGCAUAUUUCUUUUGGGAUGCAUCGCCGCAUUGCCGCGUUUCCAUUUAAAAACAAAAAGCAGUGAUGCAUACAAUUUUGCUGGGCCUGCCGCCAUCCUUUACUGUUAAAAACUUUAAUCGAGUUUUGUCGGUUGGAGACCAUGUGUUGGGAGCAGUCUUGGCUUUUACAGAAAGAUGAGUACACUGUGUUGCAGAACCCACCUCAUUGUCAGACGUACCAAAAAUGGUGGGAGAAGAAAUAAUGUACAUUGGAAUGCUAGUCAAUUAAGCCACAAUUGAUGACAACAAUCUUGGGAUAAGGACGAUCAAAGCCUCUCUGUAACAGCCUUUAUCAACCUGCUCAGCAAUGUGCAAACAAGCGAUGUUUCAUCUUUUAAUUUGUGUUUUAAGACAAAUGUGGCUAUCAUAACAUAUGAUACUGAAUUAGCGGGCAACUGUUUCUCUUUAACAACUUCACACUAUCUGUCCUGUCCACCACAUCCCCCCACACAAAACUGCCAAUGUGCAUUGAUUAGGCGUUUAAAAAGUUCUGGAGCAUUUCGACUAGUA